Molecule: messenger RNA, 1793 nt
Organism: Prunus dulcis (almond)
Lineage: Eukaryota; Viridiplantae; Streptophyta; Magnoliopsida; Rosales; Rosaceae
Exons: 5
Coding region: 91-1584 (497 amino acids)
Source: RefSeq, a predicted model, not a curated record
UCAAUUGAAUUAAUUCCACGCUUUAGAUUAUAUUUCAUACCCACAACCAACCCUAAAUUCCCUUUUGCCUCAAUUUAGCAUUGCAAUAUCAUGGCCGCUGAGCUCACCUCGGGUCAAGAUCAUGCCUUGACGAUGGCUUCAUGCCAAGACGAGCUCCUUGCCAAGACAUCGAAGAUCAAGAAAUCUCUGCGCAAGAUAUGGGCGAUGGAGAAGUCUCUGCGCGAACUGGGGGAGAACGAGAAAUAUCUAGCCGCGCUUUUGGCCCAGAAAAUCCAACUGAUCGAUUUGAAGAAAUUAAUUUCGAAGGAGCUUCGCCUACUACGCCGCAGUAAGGCCGACAGUCACAAACAUGGCUUGCCCAUGGUUGAGAAUGCAUCAACGACGGUAAAUCAGGGGGAAGAUAGAUCUUUGUUUUUAAUGGUAACUUUCACUAGGGGCAAAUACACUGAUGCCAUCUAUGAAGUUAAAUUCAAAUUUGGAGGAGAAGUUGAUGAUAUGGGUGCACGAGUAGCACGUGUAGCCAAGUUCAGUGGUUCUACCCAUUUGGGUGCAAGGCUUUUCGACCGCUCCCAACUAUAUGUGUUUUCAGAGGAGGGUUGGGAUAAACCUUGCGUUGAUUCAUUUGGAGGGUAUAUCUUUGAUACGAAAACUAGGGCAUUAGAUCGCUUAACACCUUCUACCGUACAGUUUAAGCAGCAUGGAACAGUUGUGUCGGCAUAUGGCACACUUUAUUUUCUUGAAACCGAAACGGAAUUUGUACAAGGUUCAGGCUUAUUCUUUGCGAAAUAUAACCCUGAUAAGAAGGAUUGGGUGCAAAUGCCUUCGUUUCCAUUUUCUUAUAAGUUUACUAUGGAGGCAACUGGUUUUGCAAAGAAUUGGAAACGAGUUGAAAUUGGCACUUGUACUCCGUUCCAAGGGAGAGCCGUGGUUGUAGGUGAGACUAUAUAUGCCUUAAAUUAUUUUAGGACGGAUGAGAUUAUAGCGUACUCCUUGAGGAGGAAGGUAGUUGACGACGGUGAUAUUGCAUAUUCACUAGUCCAACAAUUUAAAUUGAACGGCCUUGACAUUGCUGAUCCGCCUUUGCAAUUUGAUGGUCUUGUGACUGACUAUUUGGUUCAUCUUGGGAACCAAGACUUCGUUCAUGUUAAGACUGGUACUAACGAAGAAUGUGAUGAGCUUCAACAUCUUUGUAUCACCACGUUUCAAAUUGUUCAAGGAAUGAUCGAGACCUUGCAUUCAACUGUUCUUCGUGUGAAAAUCGAUGUCCGUAAUUGGUUCAUGCUUACGCUCGGCUUUACUCCGGAAUGCGGGGAUUAUGAACCCGAAGAAAGUAAUAGUGCAGCAAGCAUGAAGCAGCCAAAACAAGAAGAUGACACCACUUUGGAUGAGAAUUCUUUGAUGCAUGAGGAAGAAGCCAAACAUGAAGUAGCCUUCAUGCAUCAUGAAAAAGCAAACCAGACAAAACCCAAGAAUGCAAGCGGAAUAAUUAAAAACAAAAGAAAAAGAAAAAGCGGAUGGAAGGAGGGAUUACAUGUAACCAAAAAAAAGAAAGUGGGAUUACAGGUAGUAGAAAACAACCUGUAAUGUAAGGACUUGAGGAGCAGAGCUGGGAAUCCGUACGUCUUUGAUUAGAUAUUAUUGAGGCAUUUUACUGCCAUCUUUUGUUCACUGUUGAUAUUGCUAUAUUUUAUUUUUGUUAAGGAUAUUGAAUUAAUGAUCCUUGUUUGCUAUAUAUAAUUAUCAUGGUUCAGUUUGUUGCUGCACAAACUGAUGAAUGUAGAGUUCAAUUUCGU